AUGGCCACCAGUGGCCUGAGGUUCAUACAGCGCCCCCAGUGCCCGGAGGCGGGAGGAACAACAGAGAGACACCAGCGAGUUCACACUGGGGUGAAGCCGUUCAUCUGCUGUGAAUGUCGGAAGGGAUUCACUCGGUCAUCCUCACUACUAGCACAUCAGCGAGUUCACAACUGUGGGAAGAAAUUUACUCGGUCAUUUGAUCUCCAGGUACAUCACCGUGUUCAUACGGGGGAGAGACCGUUCACCUGUUCUGAUUGUGGGAAGGGAUUCCAUGGACCACCUGACCUUAAUAGACACCAGCGAUUUCACACUGGGGAGAAGCCGAUCACUUGCCCAAUACAUCAGCGAGUUCACAGAGGGGAGAGACUAUUCACCUGCUCAGACUGUGGGAAGAGAUUUACUCAGUCAUUUGAUCUCCAGGUACAUCACCGAGUUCAUAUGGGGGAGAGACCGUUCACCUGCUCUGACUGUAGGAAGGGAUUCCAUGGACCACCUGACCUUAAUAGACACCAGCGAUUUCACACUGGGGAGAAGCCGAUAACUUGCCCAGUCUGUGGGAAAGAACCUGGCCCAUCACCGGCCAGCAAGGAUGGGAUCGGCGGAACCAAGUAG
This is a messenger RNA of Hypanus sabinus (Atlantic stingray), 612 nucleotides long. Its product is annotated as zinc finger protein 214-like. Gene Ontology annotation, molecular function: RNA polymerase II cis-regulatory region sequence-specific DNA binding; DNA-binding transcription factor activity, RNA polymerase II-specific. Gene Ontology annotation, biological process: regulation of transcription by RNA polymerase II. The transcript has 5 exons. The coding region runs from base 1 to 612 and encodes 203 amino acids. NCBI's taxonomy places the organism in Eukaryota, Metazoa, Chordata, Chondrichthyes, Myliobatiformes, Dasyatidae. The record is from RefSeq and is a predicted model, not a curated record.